This is a messenger RNA of Prunus persica (peach), 1650 nucleotides long. Its product is annotated as zinc finger MYM-type protein 1-like. Lineage: Eukaryota; Viridiplantae; Streptophyta; Magnoliopsida; Rosales; Rosaceae. The record is from RefSeq and is a predicted model, not a curated record. The coding region runs from base 1 to 1650 and encodes 549 amino acids. The transcript has 3 exons.
AUGGUGGAGGACGGGUCGGCGGCUAGGCCAGGAAAGGCGUUGAAGCAGGCAAGUAAUCUGCUCUCCAAGCUUCCAAUCUUGACGAUUCCAACUUUUACUCAACCAAUAUGCGAGUUGCAGAAGCGGAUUGCAAUUUUUGGUUCUUUAGAUUUUUGGCAGCAGGCUCUCCAAGGCUCAGCACCACUUCCCGAAAUAAAUGCUGCAUCUCAGGAAGUGAAUGCCACUUCAUCUCGUGGUAGUAUCCACAAACGUGGGAGAGGGGGCAAGCGUGGCCGCUGGCAAGAAAGCAGAAAAGAUUGUGGUGCUCGUUCAGAGGGUUUAGGUCCAAGGAGCGGUCCAUCCACGAAUGGCAAAAAUACAUCCCGUAAUAAGGGAAAGGCACAGAUGAGCCAUGUGCCUAGAAAUGUUGAAAGCACUUGUCACAGAUGUGGUGCAAAGGGACAUUGGUCACACCUAACCUUUAUUGUUGAUGGGUGUCAAAAAUGGAAGAGAAUUGGUGGGAAUCAAUGUGCAUUUCAACAUCAUGUAGGCAAGUUAAAUUCACCACAUCAUCUUGCUAUGCAAAAGUGGAUUAGCUUAAAAACUCCACAUCUUCAUAUUGAAAAAGUGGUAGAAAAGCAAUCAAAGCAACAAAUGAUGGAAAAUCGAUUGCGACUUACGACCACAAUAGAGGGCAUUAGGUAUCUGGCAAAUCAAGCAUUGGCUUUUCGAGGCCAUGAUGAAUCUAUUGACUCAUCUAAUCGGGGUAAUUUCAUUGAAAUCAUAAAGUCUUUUGCAAGAAUGAAUAUAGAAGUUGAGAAAGUUGUCCUUGAUAAGGCUCCUCAAAAUGCUCAAUACAUUGUGCAUGACAUACAAAAGCAAAUCUUACAUAUUUUUGCUAAUAAGGUGAGGAAGGCAAUUUGUAAGGAACUUGGGAAGAACAAAUUUUGUAUUCUAGUUGAUGAAUCACUUGAUGAAUCCGGUAAGGAACAAAUGACUAUUAUUCUAAGAUUUGUUGAUUGUGAUGAAUUUAUUCGUGAGCGCUUCUUCGAUAUUGUGAGUGUUGUAGACACUAAUGCCUUGACUCUUAAAAAAGUGAUAUGCAAAGUGCUUGGUAAUAACGACAUUCUAGUGGAAAACAUGCGUGGUCAAGGGUAUGAUGGUGCUAGUAAUAUGCGUGGUUCAUGGAAUGGCUUACAAGCAUUAUUUCUUCAAGAUUGUCCAUAUGCAUAUUAUGUGCAUUGCUUUGCUCAUCGCUUGCAAUUGGCAUUAAAUGGUGUAGCUAAAGAUGUGAAAGUUUUAUGGAGGUUUUUUUUAAUGUUGACUAACAUUGUGAAUUUUAUUAGUACUUCUGCUAAGCGUCGUAGUGAGUUAAACUUAAUUAGAAAAGUUGAACUCAAUGGGUUGUUGGAUUCUGGAGAACUUGAGACAGGUAGAGGACUUAAUCAAGCUCGUAGUUUGAAACGAGUUGGAGCCACUCGUUGGGGCUCUCAUUAUGCCUCUAUUACAAGUUUGAUGUGUUUAUUUAAAGAGACUAAAUUACUUAUUCAAGAGAUCAGUGAUCAUGGACCUAACCAACAAUUUCGUGGCAAUGUUGAGAGUAACUAUAUUGCUAUGAUGUCUUUUGAGUUUGUGUUUUCAUUAGUUUUGAUGGAUAAAAUUUGGGAUUGA